Molecule: messenger RNA, 1101 nt
Organism: Paramacrobiotus metropolitanus
Lineage: Eukaryota; Metazoa; Tardigrada; Eutardigrada; Parachela; Macrobiotidae
Exons: 5
Coding region: 235-861 (208 amino acids)
Source: RefSeq, a predicted model, not a curated record
UUAAAUAACAAAGCACUACCCCGAUUAAUCACGCUACUACGAGUAUCGUAGACAUUCCAAAAGUACACGCAGUCGCCAGUGUAAUAGAUGUUUCUAAGCUCUUUGGUGAGCAAUCGGACUCUUUUGCGGGCUACGCAAUCGCUUUGUUAUGCAAAAGAUAAUCUCUAUCGCCAUUAGUUAGUAGUGGCAUUUUCUCGGUUAUUACUAAUACGCCUACUGCUUUUUAACUCCAAAAUGUUGAUGCUGAAUGGAGAGAAGUUUGGGUGGUGUGGAUAUUUGGUGCUAAUUUCUUUGGUUCCACUGAGUCUUUUUAGUCCGUUUACGGAUGCAGCUGACCGAAUUGGGAACUUUUACAAAAUCGAAGUCAACUUCACAAGGUUUGAGAAUCCCGACGGCUUAACACGAGGCGGAUACCCAUGUGAUCACCUAUCAAAGUGUGACCCGCACAUUUAUGCUUAUAUUGACAUCAUAUCUCCAACGGCCAAAUUUCCCGGUCCAUCCCGUCAAAACACAUCGCAUUACAGCUACGUAACGGGACAAACGGAUAAAAAUGUUGCGGAUUUCACUGAAGGAAAUAAUGGAAUAGUGCACAUUAUAUGCCAAGUUGGACAAUCAGGACAUGUAUUACCAAAGAUGGUGAAUGCGCGGGUGGAAGUACGCGAUAAGGAUCCGCUUACACCGGAUGACAUAAUUGAGCAAUUCGACUGUAUUUUCCCAUUUUCUGUAUCCCGAGACUUUAAUGGCGGAUGGUCAAGUGUCCGUGAGUGCUCCGGAGUGGGUCAUAUUAAAGAUAAAUUUAAAUUAUUCUAUCGAUGGAGAGUUCGUCCCAUAUACUCCACCCAAUGCUACGCUCCGCUCUGACAACCACAUUUCACGAAAAAUGUGGAGCUUUGAUAUCAUGGUAUCUUAAGUAAACAUAAGAGCUGAUUGUAUUAAUUAAUAGUCUAAUUUAUUUGAUUCUCAGUGUGAAUUUCUAAAUAUUCUUGUGUGGUUUGUAAACCUCUUGUUUUUGCAGUGGAGAUCAUGUACAAUACGCUUUUGAUAAUAAAUAAUCAUGCAAACGUUAGCACGUAAAAACUUAAUUAGGCGAAAUGCUGCAAA